AUGAAUGCUGCGAAAGAACUUGCAUUGUGCCACACGCAGCUGCUGAACAACUUGGCUGUUGCUGUGGCUUGCUGCUCCGGCGUUGAUGCCGCCAUCUCCAUCUUACGCGACGGAUUGCAGCAGUAUCCGACUUGUCUCGCCAUCAAAUUUAACCUCGUUCUGUUACUCUGGCGAAAGGGAGACAAGUCUACUGCGUGUACUUUGUGGAUGCAAGCUCGUGGCUGGAGUGUCCAAGGCAAGGCCAAUGAUUCAGACGCGACAAGAGAUUUUGAUGGACAAGACGGUAUUUCGGCCCAGCAACUUGCGUAUCUGGACGCUUUGGUCUUGAGCUAUUGGCGCGAAUCUCGGAACUUUCAACUUGUAGAGAGCUCUCGUCAGUACGUCGAGUACCUUGAGAGUCUAGGAACAACGAACCUCCCCAAGAAUAAUUGA
Phytophthora infestans T30-4 is the source of this 432-nucleotide messenger RNA. RefSeq lists its product as uncharacterized. Lineage: Eukaryota; Oomycota; Peronosporomycetes; Peronosporales; Peronosporaceae. The record is from RefSeq and is a predicted model, not a curated record. The transcript has 3 exons. Bases 1 to 432 code for a protein of 143 amino acids.